This is a messenger RNA of Naegleria gruberi, 1248 nucleotides long. RefSeq lists its product as uncharacterized. Bases 1 to 1248 code for a protein of 415 amino acids. The record is from RefSeq and is a predicted model, not a curated record. Lineage: Eukaryota; Heterolobosea; Eutetramitea; Acrasida; Naegleriidae. The transcript is spliced from 2 exons.
AUGCCUCAACAUGUGGCAACUGGUGAUGUAUUACGCGAGAUUGUUAAUUUGCUUGGUUCAGCAGUGGUUUCGACCAAUUCUACAACAUCAUCUUCGGUACCACAGGCACAGGUUAUUGGUGAGAUUUCUGUGACUGCCAUUCAGAUGGUUUCGUUUGUGGUUCUUUUACCAGUUAUCCUAAUCUUGUUGUGUUGCUUUACAAGACAGAAAAGAGGAGGAAAGCAUAGCAGAGCUUCAUCAAUGGACACAAAGAAUCAACAAGAGUUAACAGAUAAUAAUAAUCAAAAGAGCCCCUAUUCUAGAAACAAGGUUAUUCUAUUCUCCAUUCUAUUGCCUAGUGUUGUUAUUUUGAUAAUAGUGUUUGGAUUGAGAAUAUUGAACAUGGCAGCAUUUCCUGUUGAUACAUUUGUGAGUGCUCAAAAGCCACUUCAUGUCAGAGUGAUCAAUGCACUGAUUUAUUGUGGAUGGGCAUUGAAUGAUUGGUGGCUGGUUGUUCAAUUCCUGUUUGUGGGUUAUAUAUUAAUGUACAAAAUAUUGUUGGGAUUGAUUUUUACAACACCUAUUAUUUUGGGAAGUGUCAUUGUUGGCUAUUGUGUGACAGUUUUGGUAGAUCAAAUAACAAAGAGUGAAACAGCAAAUCCAUCAAGUCAGGCAGCUAUUAUUUUCUUCUAUUCUCUUGAAACUGUUAUUUUCAUUGGUUGUGUCUUGUCAUCUUUAGGUUACAUGAUUUGGACAACUGUUCAACUUGUUAGACAUUUGAAAUCUAGCUCUGAAAAUUCAGGUGAUUUUCUUCAGAAAACUACCAAUAAGGCCAUUAGAAGAAUUAUUAUCAUUGUUACACUAGUUGCAUUGAUUGCUGUCUUUUUAUGUAUUAUGGAGUUGGUAUCAUUUGUUGGUGAAGUUUCCAAUACUUCUGUUUAUUUCCAAGUCAUUUCAUUGAUUGGUAAAGCCCUGGCAACUUGGUGUUUUGUUGUUGGGUUGUGUAUAUUAUUUGGUCCAUUGAGUGAAAUGAAAAAGAUGGUAAAGAACGUAAUGAAGAAUGUCAAUUCCAACGCAGAAAAUCCAAUGGCCACUAAGAAGAGAUUAUCAAUGAAAGAGAAUUUAACAAAUUCUCCAUCAACUAUCAACUCCAUCAAUACGCUAGAAAUUGAAACUGCAAGUGUUGGUGAAUCAAUACCUACACCUAAUUCUGCUGUUUUUGAGAUGCAACCUCACCAGCUACAAACAGAACAACAAUUGGAUGAUUGA